AUGCCUGCCUACAUUAUUACUUGCAAGGAAGACGCGACCGACGAGCAGGUCCAGUCUGCCAAGCAGCACGCCAAGGACCAGGGCGGCGAGAUCACACACGAGUACACUCUCAUCAAGGGCUUUGCUGUCAAGUUCCCCGAAGACAGUGUCUCGACCCUCGAGAGCCACCCUCAUAUUCACACUGUCGAGAACGACGGCGAGAUGAAGACUCAGUAG
Molecule: messenger RNA, 216 nt
Organism: Fusarium pseudograminearum CS3096
Lineage: Eukaryota; Fungi; Ascomycota; Sordariomycetes; Hypocreales; Nectriaceae
Exons: 4
Coding region: 1-216 (71 amino acids)
Biological process (GO): vacuole fusion, non-autophagic
Molecular function (GO): endopeptidase inhibitor activity
Source: RefSeq, a predicted model, not a curated record